GCUACCCGUCUUGUCUUCCCUGCGGCUAGCUCAUCGUCUCCCCUCCCCACAACGGACAAGAUCAUCGUCCCAUCUCCGGCCGGCCGCCAUUUUUCACCUUCUCCCCUUUGCUUCCUAACUCAGCCAUCUGCAUGCCCUAACUAAGGCCAGGCAACCACCAACCUCCACUUCCUCCAUCCAUCCAUUUGCUGCUGAUUCACCACCUAGCAGCAGCUACACAGACAGCAAUCACACUGACGAGGUGCCCUUGAAGGCAAACAAGGAGUAAUAUGCGCCCCAGUGUCUAUUCACUAACCAACGACUUGCCUCGAAUCAAUCCCACCACUUUCGUCUACCUCUUCGAGUCAGGCUGAGAUAUGCGAGGUGUCUGUAGUCAGCAACUGGCCACCGUGGACGGGCCUUCCCUCAGAGAUGCCACCAGGAUGAUGCUUCGGAAUAACAACAAUAAUCUGAGGAGCAAUGGCCCAUCAGAUGGCUUGCUCAGCAGGCCAACCCCUGCAGUACUCCAGGAUGAUGACGAUGGUGGUGAUGAUGAUACGGAAAACCAGCAGCAGGAGGCGGUCUACUGGGAGCGCUUCCUCCAGAAGAAGACCAUCAACGUCUUGCUCGUGGAGAGUGACGACUGCACUAGGCGGGUCGUCAGUGCCCUUCUUCGUCACUGCAUGUACCAAGUUAUCUCUGCUGAAAAUGGCCAGCAAGCAUGGAAUUAUCUUGAAGAUAAGCAGAACAACAUAGAUAUUGUUUUGAUUGAGGUUUUUAUGCCCGGUGUGUCUGGAAUUUCUCUGCUGAGUAGGAUCAUGAGCCACAAUAUUUGCAAGAAUAUUCCAGUGAUUAUGAUGUCUUCGAAUGAUGCUAGGAAUACAGUCUUUAAAUGUUUGUCGAAAGGUGCUGUUGACUUUUUAGUCAAUCCUAUACGUAAGAAUGAACUUAAGAAUCUUUGGCAGCAUGUAUGGAGACGGUGUCACAGCUCAAGUGGUAGUGGAAGUGAAAGUGGCAUUCAGACGCAGAAGUGUGGCAAAUCAAAAGGUGGAAAAGAAUCUGGUAAUAAUAGUGGUAGCAAUGACAGUCACGACAACGAAGCAGACAUGGGACUUAAUGCAAGGGAUGACAGUGAUAAUGGCAGUGGCACUCAAAGCUCAUGGACUAAGUGUGCUGUGGAGAUGGACAGCCCACAGGCAAUGUCUCUGGAUCAGUUAGCCGAUUCACCUGAUAGCACUUGUGCGUAAGUAAUCCACCCAAAGUCAGAGAUAUGUAGCAACAGACGGCUACCAGACGACUUCAAGGAAAAGGACUUGGAGAUAGGUGGCCCUGGAAAUUUAUAUAUAGAUCACCAAUCUUCCCCAAAUGAGAGGCCUAUCAAAGCAACAGAUGGACGUUGUGAGUACCCACCAAAAAACAAUUCGAAGGAGUCAAUGAUGCAAAAUCUAGAGGACCCAACUGUUCGAGCUGCUGAUCUAAUUGGUUCAAUGGCCAAAAACAUGGAUACCCAGGAGGCAGCGAGAGCUGCAGAUACCCCUAAUCUCCCUUCCAAAGUGCCAGAAGGGAAAGAUAAGAACAAGCAUGACAAAAUUUUGCCAUCACUUGAGUUGAGUUUGAAGAGGUCGAGAUCAUGUGGAUAUGGUGCCAAUACAGUCAAAGCUGAUGAACAACAGAAUGUAUUAAGACAGUCAAAUCUCUCAGCUUUUACAAGGUACCAUACAUCUACGGCUUCCAAUCAAGGUGGGACUGGAUUAGUAGGGAGCUGUUCGCCACAUGACAACAGCUCAGAGGCUAUGAAAACAGAUUCUACUUACAACAUGAAGUCAAAUUCAGAUGCUGCUCCAAUAAAACAAGGCUCCAACGGAAGUAGCAAUAACAAUGACAUGGGUUCCACUACAAAGAAUGUUGUGACAAAGCCCACUACAAAUAAUAAGGACAGGGUAAUGUUGCCCUCAUCAGCUAUUAAUAAGGCUAAUGGACACACAUCAGCAUUCCACCCUGUGCAGCAUUGGACGAUGGUUCCAGCUAAUGCAGCAGGAGGGACAGCGAAGGCUGAUGAAGUGGCCAACAUUGCAGGUUACCCUUCAGGUGACAUGCAGUGUAACCUGAUGCAAUGGUACCCUCGUCCAACCCUUCAUUACGUCCAGUUUGAUGGUGCACGGGAGAAUGGUGGAUCGGGAGCCCUGGAAUGUGGUUCCUCCAACGUAUUUGAUCCUCCAGUUGAAGGUCAAGCUACUAACUAUGGUGUGAACAGGAGCAACUCAGGCAGUAACAAUGCAACCAAGGGGCAGAAUGGAAGUAAUACAGUUGGUGCAAGCAUGGCUGGUCCAAAUGCAAAUGCAAAUGGUAAUGCUGGACGAACAAACAUGGAGAUUGCUAAUGAGGUCAUCGACAAAAGUGGACAUGCAGGAGGUGGCAAUGGGAGUGGCAGUGGCAGUGGCAAUGACACAUAUGUCAAACGGCUUGCAGCGGGCUUGACACCACGACAAGCACAACUAAAGAAAUAUAGAGAGAAAAAGAAAGAUCGAAACUUUGGGAAAAAGGUGCGGUACCAGAGCAGAAAGAGGCUGGCCGACCAGCGGCCGCGGUUUCGUGGGCAGUUCGUGAAGCAAGCCUUGCAAGAUCAGGGCGAACAGGACGGAACUGGAGAGAGAUGACCCCUCUCCUAGCUUGAGCUCCGACUCCACCUUCGCCUCUAGCAAGAUUGCUUUGGACUCCAAACAGUUGACAAUUAGACGGUUGAUGAUUCUUCCUUGGUUUGUGUGAUCCGAUACGUUUCAUCAUUGAUUUCUUCAUAUCUAGGAUCUACUACCUAAAUUAACCAGGAAAGAAUAAACGAGGAACUCCUAUAUAUAUAUAUAUAACAUACAUGCAUGUAUGCAUUCCAAAGCAUGUAGAAGAAUGUGUGUCUUGACUCUAGAUGGGCUGUAAUCCUAGGUGGAGUCAUGCUCGGUCCUACAUGUAACUAAACUACUAUUGUGUGCUGUCAUGUAUGGUUGGAUCAACUGUCAGUAGAAUUGAACUGAACAGCAGUUGUGUUAGCUUACGGCGGAGUUGCUGCUAGUGCCGUGUGUCAGUUUCAGUCAAUAUAUUAUAUCGUGGCGUUCCUUGAUA
Molecule: messenger RNA, 3093 nt
Organism: Sorghum bicolor (sorghum)
Lineage: Eukaryota; Viridiplantae; Streptophyta; Magnoliopsida; Poales; Poaceae
Product: two-component response regulator-like PRR37
Exons: 10
Biological process (GO): cytokinin-activated signaling pathway; phosphorelay signal transduction system
Molecular function (GO): protein binding
Source: RefSeq, a predicted model, not a curated record